AAGAGGGACUUCACGUUUCAUGGUCACAGCUGUGAUUAGGGGCCUUGCAAGAAGCACUCUUAUAUGAGAAACAUCAGGUAAAUUUAGUAGACAUUCAUAGUUUGUGGUAAAUCAUUGACAAGUAGAGUAAACAGUACCUCUGUUAUCUAUGAAUUCUUAGACGAAAGUACAAAGCCCAGAGAAACUUGAUCAAAUAAACAAAUGCAUAUUCCUGACCACUUACUUUGCAUCACGGUGAUGGAGUCUGGCAUAGAAAGAUGUACUUUCGGCCACUUUACCCCAAUCCAGGCAAACCUAAGAGAAUGUGUCUGUACCUACCAUGCCAAAAUAUUCCAGGAUUUAUUACAAUGCUAGGAAGAAGAUGGAGUCUUCCAACUCUGACUAUGAUAAAUACUUUAAGGAAAUCCAUGGGAUUCUGAUGUACGAAAGUUUUGUUAAAUAUUGGGAUGAUGUGGAUGCCUUCCAGGCAAGACCAGAUGACCUUGUCAUCUCCACCUACCCUAAAUCUGGUACAACCUGGGUUAGUGAAAUCGUAUGCAUGAUCUAUAAAGAAGGUGAUGUGGAAAAGUGCAAAGAAGCGAUUUUUGAUCGAGUCCCUUACCUGGAAUGCAGAGACGAUACUGUCACCAUGAAUGGAGUAAAAAAAUUAAACGAGAUGGCAUCUCCUAGACUAGUGAAGACCCAUCUACCACCUGAACUUCUUCCAGCCUCAUUUUGGGAAAAGAAUUGUAAGAUGAUCUACCUUUGCCGGAAUCCAAAGGAUGUGGUUGUUUCUUUUUAUUAUUUUUUUCUAAUGGCAAGAGGACACCCAAAUCCUGGAUCCUUUGAAGAGUUUGUGGAGAAAUUCAUGGAGGGACAAGUUCCCUAUGGCUCCUGGUAUAAUCAUGCAAAAUCUUGGUGGGAAAAGAGAGUGAAUCCACAUGUGUUAUUUCUUUUAUAUGAAGACAUGAAAAAGGAUAUCAGAAAAGAGGUGAUGAAAUUGUUUCAGUUCCUAGAGAGGAAGCCAUCAGAGGAGCUUGUGAACAAAAUUAUACAACAUACCUCAUUCCAGGAGAUGAAAAAUAACAAAUACACCAACUACACGAUUCUGCCCUCAGAUGUGAUGAACCAUCAGGUGUCGCCCUUCAUGAGAAAGGGGGUCAUAGGAGACUGGAAGAAUCACUUCACAGUAGCGCUGAAUGAAAAAUUCGACAAACACUAUGAGCAGCAAAUGAAGAAAUGCACCCUGACGUUUCCAACUGAGAGCUAAGCAGGGCUUUCUUUGCUCAGAGUGUAUGGAUUAAGGAUGUCUUUUUAUCAUUCUUUACUUUACAAUUUUAGAUUGGCGGGGAAGGGACAUGUGAAGGAUCAUGGGUCAGGUUCCCGUGUUUGCGGAGUUCCUAUAAAGGGGAGCCAGGUGCUUUCCUCCUUGCAAUCAUCUUUUACUAUUGUUUUAUUUUCUUUUGCUUCCUCUUCUUUUCUAUUUUUUUACAAGUGUUAUACAAAGCUAUAAUCUGUGGAAAAAUGUAACGCAGUUGAUUCAGCAUUUUAGAAAUAAUAAUUCAGCAUUUUAAAAAUAAAAGCAUUCCGAACCACG
This is a messenger RNA of Otolemur garnettii (small-eared galago), 1576 nucleotides long. Its product is annotated as estrogen sulfotransferase. The transcript has 8 exons. Gene Ontology annotation, biological process: sulfation. Gene Ontology annotation, molecular function: sulfotransferase activity. Lineage: Eukaryota; Metazoa; Chordata; Mammalia; Primates; Galagidae. The record is from RefSeq and is a predicted model, not a curated record. Bases 320 to 1249 code for a protein of 309 amino acids. Gene Ontology annotation, cellular component: cytoplasm.